CUCUGGACGGGAGGAUGGAUUUUGAGAAUCUUUUCUCCAAACCCCCCAACCCGGCCCUGGGCAGGAAAUCGGUCACGGACUCCGACGCCAAGGACUCUGACGACAGAAUCGAUGAUGAAGUAGAUGAUACAGAAGUUGAAGAAACACAAGAAGAGAAAAUAAAAGUGGAAUGUGAGCAUAUUCCCAAAAAAUUUAGGCACUUUGGAAACUCUACAACCUCACCAGAGAAUUUGCUACAUAGAAAAUCAAGAAAUAAGGACUAUGAUGUAUACACUGAUAAUAUCUGCAAUCAGGAACCAGAAGAUACUUUUGCUAAAGAGCUUCAACAGUAUAUACAAGCCAAAGAAAUGGCAAAUGCUGCUCAGUCCUUAUUGUCUCAUAAAGAAUCCUUGAAGAAAGAGGAAGCAAUGUGUAUACAGAAAGAUGUUAAACAAAGCAAUAAAAACUUUAAAGCUGCCUAUAAGAAUGGUAAACAGAAGAAAAUGAAGCGGAAAUGGCCUGGCACUGCAGACCAGGGAUCAAAUGCAUCACUGAGGAACGGUGGCUCACAGGGACAGUUUAGGCACUUUGGAAACUCUACAACAUCACCAAAGAAUUUGCUACAUAGAAAAUCAAGAAGUAAGGACUAUGAUAUAUACACUGAUAAUAUCUGCAAUGAGGAACCAGAAGAUACUUUUGCUAAAGAGCUUCAACAGUAUAUACGAGCCAAAGAAAUGGCAAAUGCUGCUCAGUCCUUAUUGUCUCAUAAAGAAUCCUUGAAGAAAGAAGAAGCAAUGUGUACACAGAAAGAUGUUAAACAAAGCAAUAAAAACUUUAAAGCUGCCCAUAAGAAUGGUAAACAGAAGAAAAUGAAGCGGAAAUGGCCUGGCACUGCAGACCAGGGAUCAAAUGCCUCAUUGAGGAACAGGUACAAGGAACAGGAUGGUAACCCUAAAGAGAAGCACAUUCAAAUGAAUCAGGGGUUCAUCAACCAACACACAGUGAAGCGAAAGGGAAAGCAAGUUUGUAAAUAUUACAUUGAAAGGAAAUGUAUUAAGGGAGACGAGUGUAAAUUUGAUCACGAUGCAGAAAUAGAGAAGAAAAAGGAAAUGUGUAAAUUUUAUGUACAAGGAUAUUGCACCAAAGGUGAAAACUGUCUGUAUUUGCAUAAUGAAUAUCCUUGCAAGUUUUACCACACAGGAGCAAAAUGCUAUCAGGGCGAGAGCUGCAAGUUUUCCCAUGCUCCUCUCACUGCUGAAACACAGGAACUGUUGGCUAAAGUUUUAGAAACUGAAAAGAAGUCAUCAUGAAGAUAAAAAACAUUAAAAUAAGCCAAAGGCAAGAUGAUAAAUGUGAGCCAAGAAUGAAACCUACAUUCAUCGUCGGAGUCCACCUCUGCUCAGCCCUCUUCACUGAAGGCUGCGUUCACUGCCUCUCCGCUCCUGUUGACAGCACACAGCAGGAAGCCGGUGUGAGAGAGGUGGAAACGUGACAUCGGCAAGGAAAGGACCGAUUUAAGAGGGCUGAGAGGAGAGAAGGUGCAUGUUGAAUAGGGAGGGACAAGUUGUCCAGCUCACCUCAAGGUGGUGUUGGUUCCUGUGAAAUGUGCAACCCUCCUUUAUAUUAUUUAAAAAUGUGGGGGAAAUAAACAGUUUUAGUUAUUAUAUGUCAUUAAUUCUGAGGUACGGUUUUGUAAUUAACAUCUCUAAGGUUGGAGUGUCUUUUUCCAUUGAUAUAAUGUCACACUUUCGUUGUCAGUUUAUUUUUAUUGGUACAUGAAUAAUGGUGGCUCUUGUUAGGUUAGUGACAUGUUUAGAUUUGAAUAUAAUUUUAAACUGAAGUUGUACAUGUAUAUAGUCAAAAGUUUACUGUGAAAUAAAAUUUGUUACGAAAUUUAUUUUGAAUUAAUAAAUUAUGAAAACAAAGAGGUUUUUAAUGAAAAAGUGGUUUCUGCCUCUUCCCCUUUGUGUAGGCAGAGUUCUUGAUUGAU
This is a messenger RNA of Eptesicus fuscus (big brown bat), 1969 nucleotides long. RefSeq names its product zinc finger CCCH-type containing 8 (gene ZC3H8). Bases 15 to 1289 code for a protein of 424 amino acids. Gene Ontology annotation, molecular function: RNA binding; metal ion binding. Lineage: Eukaryota; Metazoa; Chordata; Mammalia; Chiroptera; Vespertilionidae. The transcript is spliced from 11 exons. Gene Ontology annotation, biological process: negative regulation of DNA-templated transcription. The record is from RefSeq and is a predicted model, not a curated record. Gene Ontology annotation, cellular component: nucleus.